Messenger RNA from Bipolaris victoriae FI3, 762 nucleotides. RefSeq lists its product as hypothetical. The transcript has 2 exons. Gene Ontology annotation, molecular function: serine-type endopeptidase activity; ATP-dependent peptidase activity; ATPase binding. Gene Ontology annotation, cellular component: endopeptidase Clp complex. Gene Ontology annotation, biological process: protein quality control for misfolded or incompletely synthesized proteins. The coding region runs from base 1 to 762 and encodes 253 amino acids. Lineage: Eukaryota; Fungi; Ascomycota; Dothideomycetes; Pleosporales; Pleosporaceae. The record is from RefSeq and is a predicted model, not a curated record.
AUGGCUGCAGUAUUACAACGGAUUACAAGGCCAUCUGCCCUGCGAUGUCUUUACAGGAAUGGGAUUCGAUCCAUGUCGAGCCAGUUUGGCUUUCAGCCUCAAUGGAACACGCAACAGCCUGAGCAACAAACACCACGCGCGAUAUCACUCCCCAUACCCUACGUGACAGAGACCACUGGUGGAGGCUGGAAAACCUCUGACAUCUUCUCGCGUCUUCUCCAAGAACGUAUCAUCUGUCUAAAUGGCGAAGUAGACGACUACAUGUCCGCGAAUGCUGUAGCACAGCUUCUCUUCCUCGAAGCCGAUAACCCUGAGAAGCCCAUCUCUAUGUACAUCAACAGUCCUGGUGGUAGUGUCAGCGCCGGUCUUGCCAUUUACGAUACAAUGAACUAUAUUCGGUGUCCAGUGACAACGAUAUGCAUGGGCAUCGCAGCAUCCAUGGGUUCACUACUUCUUGCUGGUGGCGCUGAAGGACAACGGUACAUACUGCCACAUGCUCGCGUCAUGAUACACCAGCCGAGCGGUGGUUACCGUGGCAAGGCCAGUGACAUCGCAGACCAUGCAAAGGAGAUUUUGAGGAUACGAGACAAGUUGAACAGAAUCUACCAGAACCAUAUCACCAAAAAGAGGACGCUCGAAGAGAUUGAGAAGUACAUGGAGCGCGACUACUUCAUGGAUGCGCAAGAGGCAGUUGACUUUGGCCUGGUGGAUAAAAUACUGGAGAGAAGGGAAGCCCCGGGAAAGGAAGCGGACAAGAAAUAA